GCGCUUUAGUUGCGUAUACAGAUAUACUAGACACUGGGAGCGGGAGAACAAGGCCUCACUUUGGAUAUUUCAACGUUUUUAAAAAAAAUGUCAGCUACUUUAGUGAGAAAAACUCUAGAUCUUGAUCUUUCUACCAGUAAUCGAAAGUUAGCACCAGAAAUAAAAGAUGAUAUGCCCACCACAAAGAAAGGUUUGAAAAAACUUCGUAAAAGGCUGAAACAAAACAACCAGAAAAGUUGCAACAAAGGAAUAGCAACAGUCAAGGAUAAGAAGUUAAAAUGCAUAGUAGAGGAACUAAGGAAGAAGCAACAAGGAGAUAUGACACAGGAAAAUAUUGAACUCCUGAAAAGACUUGGAGGUAUGAAGACAAAAGCAAAUACAACAAAACAGAUCCUGGUCCACCAACAAGGAAGACUGUCUAAAAACCAACCUCCAACCCAGAAGGAAGAACAGUCUACUGUGUUUACUGACAAAGAUUUUGAAUUAUUUGAAAGGGAAUAUAUGUUAAUAAAACCCAAGAAAGAUCCUUUUUUUGAUUGAACCAACGAAGUAAAGCUUUUGUAAACUGUAAUCGUGUUUUUUAAAAUGUGAGCUUCAGACUCGGCAGAGAUCGUCAGUCAAAAGGAGCCACAUUCAAAACUGAAACAAACAAUGUUAUUGACUUACUGUCCUACGUGACUAGAAUUUAAGCAAAGACACCAGUGCAUGACAGAAACUCAAGCACCUUUUGCAGGCCUCCCAGUAAAACCUUCAUUUUUUGUUCUUAUUCUUUAUUUAAUUUAUUUUUGGUUAAAAUGAGCCAAAAAAAACUAGAUUUAAAGGUAAACCCAGACUUUCAACCACAAAUAUUGCUGUUGUCAUGAUAUUAUGAUAAGCAUCUAAUACAGAUUGAAGGAAAUGAUGAUUUAGCAGCAUUUUGGUGUGGGGAUUAUAAUUCAGACCUCAUCAUGAGCAUUAUAAGAACUGACAUAGUGGUAAUAUCUACGUCAUCACGCCAUUUGAUAUUUUACAGGUGGAUAUAGAAAUUCACAUUUAUUAUUAUUAGUCAAAUAUAAAUUAUUUAUUUGUAUUUAACUAUACUUUGGUUCACAAAACCAAAAAUUACUCUAUUUUUUUAGUGGCCCACAAGAGGUUUAAAAAUGUAUCUGUUGGUUUGGCACAAAGUUUGAUUUCAUUUAUGUAUUCAGUAAUAAUUUACUGUCAGAAACCCACUAGAAACAACUGUGUGGACAAAGUGUUAUCCCUAACAUAUAAAGAAAUUUCAUGGAUUUGCAUUAUCAAUCUGAUUUGGUGUGAAGUCUUAAUGUUUCUUGGAAAGUAAACAUUUUCUAUUGUUAUAGUUCUUUA
This is a messenger RNA of Limulus polyphemus (Atlantic horseshoe crab), 1347 nucleotides long. RefSeq names its product active regulator of SIRT1-like. Lineage: Eukaryota; Metazoa; Arthropoda; Merostomata; Xiphosura; Limulidae. Gene Ontology annotation, cellular component: nucleolus. Bases 88 to 540 code for a protein of 150 amino acids. The record is from RefSeq and is a predicted model, not a curated record. Gene Ontology annotation, molecular function: enzyme binding. The transcript has 4 exons.